UUUUACGGCAUCCUCAUUUAAUUGAUGUCGCUGCCUUUUGUAAAAGACCACCACAUGCUCCAUUUUUUCGGACGCUGGAUUUUACAGCGUCACAAAUCCCAGUUGGCGUCUUAUUCUAUAAACAGUGAAAGAGAGGAUUCAUUCACGAUCAAAUGUAUUUUUUAAGACCGGAGGCUGCCUGCCGCCGCCGCGUCUACAAAAGAACAGGGCUAUUGUCCCAAAUCAACUUCUCUGGAAGAACUAAAAGAAGAAGAAUAUGGUUGUCAUUUCUUAUUGACUUUUAUCUCUGCUCCCAAACAAUGACGCUAAGCACCUGCGAUUAAGACUAUAAAUUAAUGAGAGCAGUGAAAGAAAGCAUUCUUGUUGGACUAGUUAAUCUUAUAUAAUUGAGUCUCCUUUGAUGUAACACUUUAUUCCUUAACGUAAUUCUAGUAUGCUACUUAUUCUCCCAUCAAUAUUUGAACACGUUCAUCUUAACCCUCACCUUCUGUAUUCUAUGUAGAGUUCUAAAAGAAGCUCAAAAGUGGUGCAUAUGUUCAUAGAUUGUCAGAUUCCAUAAUUAAGAGACUACCAUAAGCUUUGUAGAGUUAUCUUUAAUAUAUUGCAUGUUUUAUUAUAUCUACUUAAGCAAAACUGUUGACUUUCUCAAGUUCGUAACCUUGACUUUUCUUUUGGCUCGGAGGUAUGGUUGCCCCCUGCGAUAUCAUAUGUCUUCGUUUUGUCGAACCAUGUUUUAUCUUUGAGAGCUUCACGUGGUUUAUGUUUGACUUUGCAUUUGUGUUCAUACUCACGUUAACUUGUGAUUUAAAAUCAAUAACUGAAAGACUUUUGCGAAGGACUAUAUCAUGUCACGUAACGUUACAGCAACAUCCCUAUUAAGAAGUAUAUUCUUGUUUUUAUUAUGGAGAAUAGCAAUAUCUACGCACCAUUGACUUGUUAAAGUCUUUCUUUUAGUCAAUGAUUUGGGUUUGCUUAUUUGUUCUCUAUUUAUCUUUCAUAACUUAGCCAACGAGUUUCUUUAUUUCUCUUGGGAGUUAAAGAGAAUAUGGAGAACUAUCUUCGGCUUUUAUUGGCGUUAUUUGCAGCUUUUGCCAUUACUAGUUUUAUUCAAGCUCAAGAACAACAAGGGUUCAUCAGUUUGGAUUGUGGGCUACCUGCAAAUGGACGGUCCCCUUAUAAUGAUACUUUUAGCAGGCUGCACUUCUCCUCGGACGCAACAUUCAUCCAGAGUGGAAAAACUGGUAAAAUUCAGUCAACUCUGGUGAGUAGAUUCAUGAAGCCAUACACAACGCUGAGGUACUUUCCAGAUGGUAUACGGAACUGCUACAACCUGAAUGUGGAGAAGGGGAGUAAAUAUCUGAUCAGAGCUACUUUUAUAUACGGAAAUUACGAUGGUCAUGACAUUAAACCAGUCUUCGAUCUUUAUCUUCGACCUAAUCUAUGGGCCACGAUAGAUUUGGAAAGAGCGGUGAAUGGUACACGGCAAGAUAUGUUACACAUCCCAACAUCAAACUCGUUGCAGAUUUGUCUUGUUAAGACUGGCGAAACUACACCACUAAUAUCGGCUUUGGAAUUACGGCCAAUGGAAAAUGUUUCUUAUAGCACUGAAUCUGACUCCCUGAAUCUUUACAACAUGUAUUAUCUUAGCAAGUCAGGAUCUCAGAUACGGUACUCAAGAGAUAUCUAUGACCGGAUAUGGAGAUCAUACUUUAAGAUGGAAUGGACGCAGAUUUCCACCGAUCUCGAUGUGGUCCAUUCCAACAAAUAUGCUCCACCGAUAGAUGCACUAAGAUGUACUAAUGCCAGUGCGCCAUUGACGAUUGAAUGGAGUUCAGCAAAUCCUGAUGCCCAAUAUCACUUAUACGCACACUUUGCUGAGCUCCAAGAUUUGGAGGCAAAUGAAACCAGGGAGUUCAGCAUGGUAUGGAAUGGACAACAUUAUUAUGGCCCUCUAGUUCCGUUGAAGUUAAAUUUACUAACUAUCUUUAAUAAGUCACCAAGAACUUGCAAUGGAGGGAAAUGCAAUGUUCAGUUGAUAAGAACUAACAGAUCAACUCUUCCACCACUACUUAAUGCUUUUGAAGUCUUCACAGUUAUUCAUCUUCCACAGUCCGAAACAGAUGAAAGCGACGUGAGUGCUAUAAAAAGCAUCGCAACAAGCUAUGCACUGAGUAGAAUCAACUGGCAAGGUGAUCCGUGCGUCCCUCAACAGCUCAGGUGGGACGGUUUAAACUGCACCAACGCGGUUGCGUCCAUGCCACCAAGACUCACUACUUUAAACUUGUCUUCAAGUGGUUUAACUGGAACAAUAGCAGCUGCCAUUCAAAACCUUACGCAAUUAGAAAAACUGGACUUGUCGAAUAAUAACUUGACUGGAGGAGUGCCUGAGUUUCUAGGCGACAUGAAAUCGUUGAUGGUCAUAAAUUUAAGCGGGAACAAUCUUAGUGGUUCACUUCCUCAAGCCUUUCAAAGGAAAGGACUAGAGCUAUCUGUUGAAGGAAACCCAAGACUUUGUCUCUCUGAUCCAUGUAAAAAGCCAACUAAGAAGAAAGUUGUUGUGCCAAUUGUUGUAUCAGUUGCUUCCGCAGCCACUGUCAUUUUUGUAGUGGUUCUUUUUCUUGUAGUCAGAAUGAAAAACCCAAGUAUUAUGGAAGGUCUCCAUUUGCUACUGGGGACGUCAAUGGCAAAUGUUACAUUUGCUAAUAAGAAAAGCAGAAGGUUCACAUAUUCAGAAGUCAUCAAAAUGACAAAUAAUUUCCAAAGAGUUUUAGGUAAGGGAGGGUUCGGAAUGGUGUAUCACGGUACUGUAAAUAUUUAUGAGCAGGUGGCUGUUAAAGUACUCUCUCAGUCUUCAACUCAGGGAUCUAAAGAAUUUAAAGCAGAGGUUGAUCUUCUUCUGAGAGUUCACCAUACAAAUUUGGUGAGCCUCGUGGGGUAUUGCUAUGAAGGAGAUAAAUUGGCCCUCAUCUAUGAGUUUCUGCCCAAUGGAGACUUAAAACAACAUUUGACAGGAAAAGGAAGUGGAUCUAUUAUCAAAUGGAGUGUUCGACUACGAAUAGCUUUGGAAGCAGCGUCAGGAUUGGAGUACUUACAUAUUGGAUGCACACCGCCAAUGGUGCAUAGAGAUGUCAAAACUGCCAACAUAUUGCUGGAUGAAAAUUUGAAGGCUAAACUCGCUGAUUUUGGACUCUCCAGAUCUUUCCAAAGUGGAGGUGAAUCUCAGGUUUUGAGCGCAAUUGCUGGUACUCUGGGAUACCUUGAUCCUGAAUGUAACAGUUCAGGUCGUCUGAGUGAGAAGAGUGAUGUCUACAGUUUCGGGAUUGUGUUGUUGGAGAUGAUUACAAACCAACCCGUGAUUAAUCAAACUUCAGAAAUUUUACACAUAACACAAUGGGUUGGCUUUAAGAUCAGCCGAGGUGAUAUUAUUGAGAUUAUGGAUCCAAACCUUGGCAAAGAUUAUGACUCUAAUUCUGCAUGGAGAGCUCUUGAGCUGGCAUUGUCAUGCGCGAAUCCUUCUUCCUCAAAACGACCAUCCAUGUCUCAGGUUAUUCAGGAGCUAAAAGAGUGUAUAGUGUGUGAAAACUCGAGGGUAAAUGAUAAUCAAGGCUUGGAAUCUCAAGCAAUGAGCAUUGGCUUGGACUCUUCGAUGGAUCCCAUGGCAAGAUAGUCCCGAGUGUUGUCUACUUGUGAUACUUAAAAUGGAAGCAACAAAUCAAUAAUAAAUUAUACUUUU
Molecule: messenger RNA, 3733 nt
Organism: Brassica rapa (field mustard)
Lineage: Eukaryota; Viridiplantae; Streptophyta; Magnoliopsida; Brassicales; Brassicaceae
Product: receptor-like protein kinase At5g59670
Biological process (GO): protein phosphorylation
Molecular function (GO): protein binding; protein kinase activity; ATP binding
Source: RefSeq, a predicted model, not a curated record